Meloidogyne enterolobii is the source of this 5544-nucleotide messenger RNA. The record is from the annotation of a GenBank genome assembly. Lineage: Eukaryota; Metazoa; Nematoda; Chromadorea; Rhabditida; Meloidogynidae.
UUUUAUAUUAUUUUAUUACAAAUGGCUUCAUCCGCUGAUCUCUCAGUAAAACAAAACCGGUCUUUUAUGCAAUUUGAUGCAAUGGAAAUGAAAAUAUAUACAUCAGAAGAAGUUAGGAAAAUUAGUGUAAUGGAAAUAACUAAAGCUGAUACUUUUGAUGAGGUAGGAUUUCCUACGCGUGGAGGCCUUUAUGAUCUUCGUCUGGGACCUUCUGAGGGCGUUUGUGAUACAUGUAGAUUGUCUGACAAUCAUUGUCCUGGGCAUUAUGGACAUAUUGAACUUGCAUUGCCUGUCUUUAAUCCACUUUUAUUUAGCUUUAUAAAUAAUAUAAUGAAAGCUACAUGUAUUCAUUGUCAUCGAUUUACAAUUGAUACAAAUUCUAUACCUACAAAAAUUUUGAUUGCAAAACUCAGAGCAAUAGAUUUUGGUUUCUCUGAAAUACUGGAAAGUAUUAGUGGUGAAAUAAAGAAUAGAAUUGCAAAUGGAGAAGCUAUAGGUGAAAAAAUUGAAUUAUUGGGAGAACAAGCAUUUCUUAGAGAAAUUGAUUCAAUCAUUGCAAAAUUAGCAAAUAUAGAUUCUGCCGAUUUUUUAAAUUCAAAAAAUUAUUUUAAUCAAAAUAUUUUGAGAAACGAUUUAAAUGAAAAAGAAAUUUUGAUAAAAACGUUUUUAAAAGAAUUGUUAAAAAGAAAAACUCGAUGUCCGAUAUGUAAAAGACCUAAUGGGUAUUUACGUAAUGAUUUUAAGAGAGCCUUUUUAUUGGAUUUUACUAAACAAGCAAAUGCAGUGAAAGCUGGACGUUCUCUUCCAAAAAUAGAAAACAAAAGUUCACUAACUAAAGGACAUCCACAAUUACCCCAAGUUUCGAUUGAAGAUUUAAGGCCUGAUUUGGGUAUUGGAGGAGGGUUGGAAUUUGAUACAGAUUUUGAUAAAAAGUUUGGUUUAACAACUCCAAAAUCUAAAUCCUCUGAUAUUUCAUUUACAACAUCCUCACUUUGUGAUCAAUUAUUAGAUGCUCAAUUACAACAAAUAAUUAUUGGAAAAUGUGAUAAAUUAGCUUGGAGAGCAUCAGAAGUUAGAGAACAUUUUCGUUUAGUUUGGCAGAGAGAAGGAUUUUUAUUAAAACAUUUAUUUCCUUUAUUUAAUGAAAAAGACGAGGGAUUUUGUUUUGGAAAUUUGCCUUCUAUUGACUCACUUUUUAUUGAAACGGUACUAGUUGAGCCUUCUCGUUUUCGCCCAAUUCGUUAUCUUAAUUCUGAAAAAUUUGAACAUUCUGUUACUUCUAAUUUAAGAAAACUUUUGGAAGCUAGUCAACUUAUUUUACUUAUCAAAAUGUAUAUAAAAACUGAUGGUAAAGAUAGUGGAAUUGCUGCAAAGGAAAUGAUUGAAAGUCGCGUACCAGGAAAAACAAUGAAUGAAAAACUCCAUAAUGCCUAUUUAGAAUUACAAAUGCGUGCAAAUGUAUUGUAUGACAAAGAUGCUAAUAGAUUGGACACAUCUGCUGGACAAGUUGGUUUAAGGCAAACAUUGGAGAAAAAAGAGGGACUUUUUCGGAUGCACAUGAUGGGUAAACGUGUAAAUUAUGCCUGUCGUUCAGUUAUUACUCCAGACCCUUAUUUGGAUAUUGACGAAAUUGGAAUACCUGAAUUAUUUGCAAGAAAGUUAACAUUUCCAGAGGCUUUGAAUGAUAGAAAUAUUUAUACAAUGAAAGAAUUAGUUAAAAGAGGUCCUGAUAAACAUCCGGGAGCAAGUUUCAUUGAGGUAUCUGGAAAGCUUGGAAAGCCACCAAUGAGAUUAAUGUUAAAAUCUGGUCCAACUUUUGACAGAGAUCGAGGCUUCUAUUCUUCUCGACUUCAUGCUGGGAAUACUCAUAGCGUGCAUUCAAUGCCUGACGUUGUAUUACGGAGCCUUCAGAACGGCGAUAGAAUGUUAAUGAAUCGACAGCCAACUUUGCACAAACCUUCAAUAAUGGGUCAUCGAGUUCGUGUUUUACAUUCCCAAAAAGCAUUAAGAAUGAAUUAUGCCCCUUGCAAAGCUUAUAACGCUGACUUCGACGGCGACGAAAUGAAUGGGCAUUUUGUCCAAAAUCGUGUAGCACAAAGUGAGAUUGCUGAAUUAGCCGGUGUUGGGAGUAACUUUUUGGUACCAAAAGAUGGCACUCCAAUCCUCGGACUUAUUCAAGAUCAUGUUGUAUCUGGUGUCUUGAUGACUCUUAGAGGACAGUUCUUCAAUAAAGAAGAUUUUAUGCAUCUUAUUCUCUCUGCAUUUUCUCAAUAUACUGAAUAUUUGUCAAUUCCACCUCCGACAAUUAUUAAACCUCAAAAAUUGUGGAGUGGAAAACAGGUCAUAACAGCAAUUAUACAAAAUUGUUGCCCGUCUGAUAAACCCCAAAUAAAUUUAUCUGGAAAAGCAAAAACUCCCCUUACUUGUUGGAAAGCUAGAGAUCCAUUUACCGGAGAUGAAAUGAAUACGCCUUCUUUUGAAAUGAGUGAAUCUAAUGUUAUUAUACGGACAGGACAACUUCUUUGUGGUGUUUUGGAUAAGGCUCAUUAUGGAACAACACAAUUCGGAUUAAUUCAUUGCGUUUACGAAUUGUAUGGACCCAAAGUUGCUAUAAAAAUGUUGAGUUGUUUUUCAAGAGUAUUUACCACUCAUUUGCAGUUUCAUGGCUUUUCACUUGGCGUUUCUGAUAUUUUGGUAACCAAAAAAGCUGAUGCUCAAAGGAAGUCUUUAAUUGAAGAAUUGAGAUCUUGCGGGAAUUCUGUUGUUCAAAAAGCUUUUUCUUUACCAGAAGAUACUUCAUUUGAUAAAAUUAGAUAUACAUUGGCAUCAACUUAUAACCACCCAAGAGAUCGAGAAAUGGUUAAAAUGGUUGAUUUUUCAAUGAAGCAAGCAAUAAAUAAAUAUGCAGAACAAAUUAAUAGCGCGUGUGUUCCUUCCGGCUUAAUUAAAGAUUUUCCACGAAAUUCACUUCAAUUAAUGAUACAAUCUGGUGCUAAAGGUUCACUAGUCAAUUCCAUUCAAAUAAGUUGUGCACUUGGCCAGAUUGAACUGGAAGGUCAACGACCAGCUCUUUCAAUUACUGGCCGAUCUUUACCUUCAUUUAGAAGUUUUGACCCAUCCCCUAGAGCUGGAGGUUUUGUUGAACAACGUUUUCUAACUGGAAUUAAUCCACAGGAAUUAUUUUUUCACACAAUGGCUGGACGUGAAGGUCUGAUUGACACGGCUGUCAAAACUUCUCGUUCCGGUUAUUUACAACGAUGUAUUAUUAAACAUUUGGAAGGAAUUUCUGUUCGUUAUGACAAUAGUGUGCGGAAUUUUGAUGAUAGUAUUAUUCAGUUCCGCUAUGGAGAAGAUGGUCUUGAUGUUGGACGUUCAACAUUCCUCACUUCAAAACAAUUUCCAUUUCUUGUUGAAAAUAUUGAAGCUAUACAAAAAUUAUUCAUUCCAUCAUUCGAUAAUCCCGAAGAAGAGGAACACACAAAAUGGAAUUUAUCUGAAACUGAGAAACACUACAAAAGGAUAUCUAAAUUUAAACAAAGAAGAAUUCUUGAAUUGCAGGAUAAAAGUCAAAAUGUAGAUAUUGCGAAUAUUUGCAAGAAUAAACGAUUUUCUGCUUUUAAUCAAUUCCAUCAAAGUGUAGAUUCAAAUUAUCUAUUAAAAGAUUCGUUAGUUGCUGAUUGGAAUAAAUUAAACAAAGAAGAAAGAGAGGUUUAUAUUCCAAAAGAUUUGAAGCCACCAGAGCCUGUUGAUGUGGUUUUCCAUCCUGCUACAAAUCUUGGUUCACUUCCAGAAUCUUUUUUAAAUCAAUUAAAUAAUUAUGCUCAAAAAUCUAAAUUAGGCAACAAUCUAAAUUUAUUUAAAAGAUCAAUUUAUUGGAAAGGCCUUCGUGCUUAUGCUGAUCCAGGAGAGUCUGUUGGACUUUUAGCUGCUCAAUCUAUUGGAGAACCAUCAACACAAAUGACUUUAAAUACUUUUCACUUUGCUGGAAGAGGUGAAAUGAACGUUACUUUAGGAAUUCCUAGAUUGAGAGAAAUUUUGAUGACACAGGGGAAAUCAAUUGCUACACCUAUGGCUGAGAUUUGUAUUCGUCCUGAAGUAAAUGAAGAACAAGUUCAGCAACUUAAAUCGGAAUUUAGCCCCAUAACUCUUAGACAUGUUUUGAAAAAUUUUUCUCUUGUUGAAGGAAUUGUGGCUAGAGAGGAUGGACUUUGUUAUCGUCAAUAUAUUGUUCGACUUGAAUUACUUAAAAAUAAAAAACGUGAUCAAAUUGCUCGUCAUUUGCGUAGAAAGAAAAUAAUGCUUGAAAUUGAAAGUCGUUUUGUUCCUUUACUCUCUACACAUUUAAUAAAAAGAGAUAAAGAUGUAUUUGAACAACAACAAAUUCAACAAAGAAAAAUUCGUGGCAACGAUAAUGAUGCUGGUGGAGAACAAGUCGAAACAACCAAGAAAGGACAAGAUGAAUUCUUAGCUAGCGAUGAAGAAGAUGCAAUGGCUGAUUUACAAGGAGAGUUAGAUGCACACGAAGAAAGGUUGAAUAGACGUCAUUUGGAUGGAAUGGCUGAAUAUGAGGGUGAAGAACAGGCAUGUGAUAGAGGAGAUUCUGGUAUUGUUGAUGAAUUUGAUGAUGAACUUAUUGAAGCAGAAGAAGAAAAAGACGAUAGUGAAGCUGAACUCGCUAAUGAUGACGAUAAAGAUGAUAAUGUAGAGGAAGACCCAAAUAAUUUAAAAAAUGAGCAUAAGUUUAUUGUUGACGAGGAAAGGGUUAAUAUGGUAACCAAAGGUUGUGUUAGACAAUAUGUUUAUGAUGUUCGUAAGGAGCGUUGGUGUUCAAUUACUUUUGAGUUACGUCUUCGAAAUAAAUGUGAAAUUGAUGUUCCUGCAUUAGUUGAAAGAGAAAUUGAUAAAUUUAUAGUAACACAAAUUAAUAAAGUUGAAAAAUGUGUUAUUAGAAGUGAAGAACGUAAUGGGAAAAUGAUACAAAUACUUCAAACACAAGGAAUUAAUUUGGAGGCUUUCUACAAUCGAGUACAAUUUUUGGAUGUCAAUACAAUUUAUUCAAACGAUAUUAAUGUUAUGCUAAAUUGUUAUGGUGUAGAGGCUGCAAAUCGAACUAUUGUCAAGGAAAUGAAUAAUGUGUUCGGCGUUUAUGGAAUUGAAGUAAAUCCAAGACAUUUAACAUUAACUGCUGAUUAUAUGACCUUUGGUGGUGAUGUCCAAGCCUUUAAUCGUACUGCAAUGGCUCAUAGCCCCUCGCCUUUACAGAAAAUGACUUAUGAAACUACAAUGGUUUUUAUGCAAAAAGCUAUAGUUUCUGGUCAUUCUGACUCACUUUUUUGUCCUUCAGCUCGUAUAGUUAUGGGUCAAUUAAUUAGAGAGGGUACUGGAUCCUUUGAUUUAUUAACAUCUCCAGAAUAUGCAUUAUAUCGGCCAAACAAAAAAGAAUUUGAAGAAAAUAUUAGACCAAUAUCAGAAACUAGUAAUAGAAUUGAACAAAUGAGAAGAAAAAGGCAUAGAAGAAAAACACAAUUUCACAUAAAAAUGUAA